Messenger RNA from Aspergillus chevalieri, 3435 nucleotides. RefSeq names its product HMG-CoA reductase (gene hmg1). The record is from RefSeq and is a predicted model, not a curated record. Bases 1 to 3435 code for a protein of 1144 amino acids. The transcript is spliced from 4 exons. NCBI's taxonomy places the organism in Eukaryota, Fungi, Ascomycota, Eurotiomycetes, Eurotiales, Aspergillaceae. Gene Ontology annotation, cellular component: endoplasmic reticulum membrane; peroxisomal membrane. Gene Ontology annotation, biological process: ergosterol biosynthetic process; isoprenoid biosynthetic process; coenzyme A metabolic process. Gene Ontology annotation, molecular function: protein binding; hydroxymethylglutaryl-CoA reductase (NADPH) activity.
AUGGCUACCUCGUUCUUGACGAGGAGCUUUCGUCCCGCCCAAGAGGACAGGGACGCGGAACCCGGUUGGUUAAAGCGUCAGGUUACCGGUGGUUUACAGGCCAUUUCUCGUCGUGCCUGCUUGCAUCCUAUCCACACCAUCGUGGUCAUUGCCCUCCUCGCCAGUACUACGUAUGUUGGUCUUCUCGAAGGCAGCUUUUUCGAUACCGUUAGAAAUCCCAGGGAUCUUGCGGGCCAGGUGGAUGUCGACUUGCUCCUCCAAGGCAGCAGGAGUCUCCGCUUAGGUGAGAGUACCUCUUGGAAGUGGCAAGUUGAGGACGCGUCGUCGCCAAACGAGCAGAAGGUCGCUCAACACCUCGCGUUGACCACCUUCAUCUUCCCCGAUUCCACCUCCAAGUCCGCUCCUCCCGCUCCCGUUGCCCACGAUGUCCCGGUUCCUUCGAAUGCCACCGCUCAAUCCGUUCCCUUUACGCCUAACCUCUUUUCUCCCUUCUCCCACGACUCGUCUCUGGCUUUUACCGUGCCAUUUGAGCAGGUUUCCGACUUUCUAAAGGCGGUGCAGGAGAUCCCUGACCCCUCCGCGGACACCAGUGAGGUGGAACAGAAGAAAUGGAUCAUGAGAGCUGCUCGUGGCCCGGCUGGGUCGUACAAAGCCAUCGGUCUCUGGCUGGUUGAUGCCUGGGGCUCGUUCGUGGACUUGAUCAAGCACGCCGAAACGAUUGACAUUGUGAUUAUGGCUCUGGGCUACCUGUCCAUGCACUUGAGCUUCGUCUCUCUGUUUGUCUCCAUGAGACGCCUGGGUUCCAAGUUCUGGCUGGGCGCAACCGUUCUGUUCUCGGGCGCAUUCGCCUUCCUGUUCGGUCUUUUGGUCACCACAAAGUUGGGAGUCCCAAUCAACGUGCUCCUGCUGUCCGAAGGCCUUCCUUUUCUCGUUGUCACCAUCGGUUUUGAAAAGCCCAUUAUCCUCACCAAGGCCGUCCUCAACGCUUCGGCAGAUGGCAGACGGCAGAGCUCUCGGGCCAACGGUGCAGCUUCGCAGCCUAACGGAAGCGGUCAGACGACCUCUAGCACCCCUAGGUCCAUUCAGGACUCGAUCCAGACCGCCAUCAAGGAACAGGGCUUUGAGAUUGUUCGCGACUACGGUAUUGAGAUUGCAAUCCUCGCAGCCGGUGCGGCGUCGGGAGUGCAGGGCGGCCUUCGGCAGUUCUGCUUCCUCGCCGCCUGGAUCUUGUUCUUCGACUGCCUCCUGCUCUUCACCUUCUUCACCACAAUCCUCUGCAUCAAGCUGGAAAUCACUCGUAUCAAGCGUCAUGUGGCCCUUCGCAAGGCUCUGGAGGAGGAUGGCAUCACCCACCGCGUCGCGGAAAAUGUGGCCUCCAACAACGACUGGCCUCAGGCCGGAUCGGGAGCUAGUGACGCUGGAGACGGUGUCUUUGGUCGUAAGAUCGAGUCUAGCAGUGUGCGACGCUUCAAGAUCCUCAUGGUUGGCGGCUUUGUCUUGGUCAACUUGGUGAACUUGUCCGCUAUUCCCUUCCGCAACGCUGAUAACAGCACUGGUCUUCCCGUCAUGUCGCGCGUCUCCAAUUUCCUGGCGGGGCCGACCCCGAUUGAUCCAUUCAAGGUCGCAGAGAACGGUCUCGACUCCAUCUAUGUCACAGCUAAGAGCCAGAUGAUGGAGACCGUUGUGACUGUCAUCUCGCCUAUUAAGUACAAGUUGGAAUAUCCCUCUGUGCACUACGCCGCGGAGGAGACUCGCGGUUUGGACAUCGAAUACACAGAUCAAUUGUUGGACGCUGUUGGUGGUCGUGUGAUUGAGAGCUUGCUGAAGAGCCUCGAAGACCCCAUCUUCAGCAAGUGGAUCAUCGCUGCUCUGACCUUGAGUAUCAUUUUGAACGGAUACCUGUUCAACGCCGCUCGAUGGAGCAUCAAAGAGCCCGAAACUGCCCCUGCUGCCCCGAAAAUUGUCGAGGAGCCCAAGGUCUACCCCAAAUUCGAUACCGUUCAAGAAGGAUCCAAGCGCUCCCCCGAGGAAUGUGAGGCCAUGCUCAAGGACAAGCAAGCUCCUCUUAUGUCUGAUGAAGAAUUGGUCGAGCUUUCGCUUCGCGGUAAGAUUCCUGGAUAUGCGCUGGAGAAGACCAUGGAAGACGAGAACCUCAUGAGCCGUGUCAAUGCUUUCACCCGGGCGGUCAAGAUCCGUCGGUCUGUCGUGUCGCGAACCCCGGCUACUUCCUCUGUCACCAGCUCGUUGGAAACCUCCAAGCUCCCGUAUGAGCAUUACAACUACACGCUUGUUCACGGCGCAUGCUGUGAGAAUGUUAUUGGUUACCUGCCCUUGCCCCUUGGUGUUGCCGGUCCCUUGAAGAUCGACGGCCAAAGCUACUUUAUCCCCAUGGCCACUACUGAAGGUGUCCUGGUUGCCAGUACCAGCCGUGGUGCUAAAGCCAUCAACGCCGGCGGUGGUGCGGUUACAGUGCUUACGGGUGAUGGUAUGACUCGUGGUCCUUGUGUUGGUUUCCCGACUCUUGCUCGGGCAGCCGCUGCCAAGGUUUGGAUUGACUCUGAGGAGGGAUCGAACAUCAUUAAGGCGGCUUUCAACUCGACUAGUCGCUUCGCUCGCCUUCAGCACCUGAAGACUGCCCUUGCUGGUACCUAUCUCUACAUUCGGUUCAAGACCACCACUGGUGACGCCAUGGGUAUGAACAUGAUUUCCAAGGGUGUCGAAAAGGCACUCAAUGUCAUGUCUACCGAAUGCGGAUUCAGCGACAUGGCUAUCAUCUCCGUGUCUGGUAACUUCUGUACGGAUAAAAAGUCCGCAGCCAUCAACUGGAUCGACGGCCGUGGCAAGUCGAUCGUCGCGGAGGCUAUCAUUCCUGGCGAGGUUGUGCGCAGCGUGCUCAAGAGCGAUGUCGACGCACUGGUUGAGUUGAACACUAGCAAGAACCUGAUUGGUAGUGCCAUGGCGGGAAGCUUGGGUGGUUUCAACGCCCACGCGUCCAACAUUCUCACGGCUAUCUUCUUGGCCACCGGUCAAGACCCUGCACAGAACGUUGAGAGCAGCAGCUGCAUCACCACUAUGAAGAAUCUCGAUGGCAACCUCCAAAUCGCCGUCUCGAUGCCCUCCAUUGAAGUCGGAACCAUUGGUGGCGGUACUAUCCUUGAAGGACAGUCGGCCAUGCUUGACCUGCUUGGAGUGCGCGGGUCUCACCCCACGAACCCCGGUGACAACGCUCGUCAAUUGGCACGGAUUGUGGGAGCCGCAGUGCUCGCUGGAGAACUGAGUCUGUGCUCUGCACUGGCCGCGGGCCAUCUCGUGCGAGCCCACAUGGCCCACAACCGUGGCAGUGGUGCUCCCAGUGCUGCACCGACGCGGUCGGCAACACCAGUCUCGGCCGCCGUCGGAGCCGCUCGGGGAUUGACCAUGACGAAUUCGAAAUAG